Geodia barretti is the source of this 906-nucleotide messenger RNA. The record is from the annotation of a GenBank genome assembly. NCBI's taxonomy places the organism in Eukaryota, Metazoa, Porifera, Demospongiae, Tetractinellida, Geodiidae.
AUGAGCAUUCGCCCCUACGCCGUCACCCGAGACCGGCUUAACAGUCAUACAAUCAUGCCCGAUCAUCGUCUUCUCAUCUUGUUCGCCCACCCCGACGACGAGGCCUUCCCCGUCGGCGGGACCAUCGCGAUGCACACGGCACGGGGAGUGACCGCGCGGUUGAUUACCACCACUUCCGGCGAACUCGGCGAAAUCCGUCAGCCUGGCUCCGCCACCCGCCAGACCAUCGGCGAGGUACGUCGCGGAGAGUUGGCUGAGGCUAUCAAGGAACUGGGCAUCGAGUCCCACGAGGUCCUCCAGUACCGUGAUUCCGGUAUGGCCGGCUGGGACGACAACCACCAUCCCAAGGCAUUCGUUCAGGCCAGCGAGCACGAAGUGGUGGCCCGCCUGGUGUUUGAAAUUCGUCGCUUCCGUCCCCAGGUGAUCCUCACCUUCGGGCUGGACGGACUCUACGGCCACCCCGACCACAUCGCCAUUUGUAAUCACGCCACCACUGCCUUCCGCCUCGCCGCGGAUGACUCCGCUUUCCCGCACCACAUGGCGCUCGGCAUUCAGCCUCAUCAGACCGACCGCCUUUUCUACAGCGUGCGGCCGCGCGGUUUCCGCGUCCACAUGGCCGAAACCCUACAGGCCGCCGGCGUGGACUUCCCGAUGCCAUCGUCCGAUCGCGCCAACGACGGCGCCGACCCUGAGACCAUCGAUCUAACGGUUGACGCAUCGGACGGCCUGGAGGCCAAGAUGGCCUGCAUCAAGCGACACUUCACCCAACUGCAGCCCGAUUGGCCCUACGAACGCGUUCCCCGUGAAGUGGCCGCCUCGGUUAUCGGAGUAGAGCAUUUCAUCCGCGCCGAACCCCCGGUGCUUGACGGCGAGACCGUCCCCGCGGACUUCUUCGCCGGUCUUUAG